AUGAAUUUUAUAACCGCAAAUGAUGGAGCUGAAAACCAUAUUGGUUCUGUUGACAGCGAUAAAGCGUCUUACUACAGCAUUUCCGAUGAAAACUAUACGAAAACAACGGCUAAAGACGAUGUCGAGAAAAUCGAGACUUUGACAAAAGUUAUCAAUUAUACUAAGUCCAACAGCAGUUCUUUGAAUAAAACUUCAGAAACUGUGGAUAUACAUUCCCGAGAAUCGAGAUCCUUAUCCUCAAUAGAUGAAAUAGAUGAUGAUCGUAAUAAUUUAAGCGUAAAAAAAGCCUUAAGUCUUAUGACCAUUAAUGAUUUAGAUCAGUUCAUAAAUGUUUAUAAAAUAAUCACAAAUCCGGAUCCGAACAUAGACAAAACAAUAAAAAAAGCCAGUAUGGACCAAUUACUGUCCGGGGAACUUUUAAACAGAGAAAACUUCCACAACUUGUAUGAAGCUGAACCAGAAGAAUUAGCCGCAGAAGAAGAAGUGAAAGAUAAAGUAGUUAAUGAUUAUACAUUUUUUGACGUUUACGAUCAUAUUGAAGGAUGGAAAAACCGCAUACUACCUAUGUUAAACCAAAUUGAAAAUAUAAAUCAAGAAUAUAAAACGAUCGGUCCGCAGGACGCUACAGCAGAUAAUUUAAAAGUUCACGAAGAGCCAAUUCCGAAUUCGUUAAUAAAAGAAGCAGUUGAAAAUGAUGACAUUAUUACGGAUUCUUUCCGUUUUUUGUCAAAUAUUGAUAAGUACAUGGGCGCUGGUGUGCUAAGUCCUAAAUUUCAUUCGAAAGUUAUUGAAACCGAUCAAUUAAAAACUAGCUAUGAUGAAAUUAAAAAUAGUGAUGGAGUUUUACAAUCUGAUAAAAUAUCAAAAUUGCAAAUUCCCAUUAAACACGGUAGAGUUACAACCAAAUAUCUGUCAUCCCAGCGAACCCUUCUGAUUCCGUCCAACACUUACUUACCAAUUAGCAAUGAAACAAACGUGGACGAACUUGAAGUCAAAACUUAUUUUAUCGAAGCCGAUGUUCAAGACCCGAGCUCUCUCGAAAUGAAGUGCUCGUGUACAGCACUGUGA
This is a messenger RNA of Cinara cedri, 1068 nucleotides long. The record is from the annotation of a GenBank genome assembly. Lineage: Eukaryota; Metazoa; Arthropoda; Insecta; Hemiptera; Aphididae.